Messenger RNA from Neocloeon triangulifer, 2695 nucleotides. Its product is annotated as solute carrier family 53 member 1. Gene Ontology annotation, cellular component: plasma membrane; cytoplasm; Golgi apparatus. The record is from RefSeq and is a predicted model, not a curated record. Gene Ontology annotation, molecular function: inositol hexakisphosphate binding. The transcript has 10 exons. Lineage: Eukaryota; Metazoa; Arthropoda; Insecta; Ephemeroptera; Baetidae. Gene Ontology annotation, biological process: cellular response to phosphate starvation; phosphate ion transport. Bases 184 to 2202 code for a protein of 672 amino acids.
CAUAAAAUUUUAUUUAUUUAUGCCACUUUGAAAAUCAGCGAAAAUGCAGCGCCCAGAGCUGUGAGGAAGGCCACGAAGAUUAAUUUUCUGUCGCCUCUGCCGAGAUAAAAGAAUCAUAUGGAGUUUGUUUGAUACUCAAAGCUCGGCGGCCAACCAAAGCAGGUUUAAUGAGUGAGACGAAAGAUGAAAUUCACGGAACACCUGUCAGCGCACAUCACACCAGAAUGGAGGAAACAGUACAUCAUCUACGAGGACCUCAAGGCCAUGCUGUACACGGCCGUGGAGGAGGCGCCGUCGGCCGAGCUCACCGAGCCCGAGAUCCUGAAUCGCCACUUUGCCAGCUUUGACGACUACUUCUUCCAGCAAUGCGACCAGGAGCUCAAGAAGAUCAACACGUUCUUCUCCGAGAAAAUGGCUGAGGCCACUCGCAAGUUCUGCAUGCUGCAGAGUGAGCUGAAGGCGUCGCUGGACGCCAGCAGCCACACCAAGUCGGGCCUCACCAAGGCCAGGAAGCUGCUGACGGGCGGCGUGCCGGCCAGAAAGCUGCAGGACCUCAAGCUGGCCUUCAGCGAGUUCUACCUCAGCCUCAUUCUGCUGCAGAAUUACCAGAAUUUGAACUUCACCGGCUUCAGGAAGAUUCUCAAGAAACACGAUAAGCUUCUAUCGACUGAUCGGGGUGCGAAAUGGAGAUCGGAGCACGUGGAAACGUCACAUUUUUACACAAACAAAGACAUAGACAGGCUCAUCAAAGAGACUGAGUCCACUGUGACACACGAGAUGGAAGGCGGCAACCGGCAGAGAGCCAUGAAGAGGCUGAGGGUUCCACCGUUGGGAGAGCAACAAAGUCCGUGGACCACCUUCAAACUAGGCCUGUUUUCAGGCGCCUUUGGCAUUUUAUUUGUUACUGCAGUUUUAUCUGUGAUCUUCAGCUCUCCUAGGAAUGAUUGGUGGAUCAUUUUCCAACUGUAUCGAGGUCCGCUUCUGCUGAUCGAGUUUAUAUUCCUGAUGGGUGUGAAUGUGUACGGCUGGCGGUCGUCGGGCGUGAACCACGUACUUAUUUUCGAACUUGAUCCUCGGCACCAUCUCUCCGAGCAGCACCUGAUGGAGUUGGCUGCCAUUUUCGGAGUCAUUUGGGCGCUCAGUUUGCUCGGACUCCUGUUCAGCGACAGACUCAGUAUUCCCGCCUACUACUGUCCAGCCUCUCUGGCCAUUGUGAUGAUAAUCUUCUUGAUAAAUCCAAUAAAAGCAUUUCAACACGAAGCACGGUUCUGGCUGCUGCGGGUGUUGUUCAGGAUAUUCACCGCGCCUUUCUGGACAGUCGGCUUUGCUGAUUUCUGGCUGGCUGAUCAGCUCAACAGUUUGGUCUAUGCUCUCAUGGAUUUCCACUUCUUCAUCUGCUUCUUCGUUUCGAAUCCCAGCUGGGAAACGUUCGAUCGUGACACUGUUUUCAACAUUGAAAAGUGCAAUGAAGAAUCCUGGUUCACCCUUCCGAUUGUUAACAUGUUGCCUGCCUGGUUUCGUUUCGCACAGUGCCUCAGACGUUACAGAGAUUCUGGAGAUGCAUUUCCGCAUUUGGUGAAUGCUGGAAAAUAUUCCACCACAUUUUUCGUGGUGAUUUUUGGAACCCUUAGACGAUAUCACCAAAGCGAUUACCAAAGUCAUGCAGAGAACCCUUUCUUUUACGCCUGGUUGUUGUCUGCCAUUGUUAGUUCCUGUUAUUCCUAUGCUUGGGACAUAAAAAUGGAUUGGGGAUUUUUCGACAAAAACGCAGGAGAGAAUAAGUUUUUGAGAGCCGAAGUUGUGUAUUCGUCAAAGUAUUACUAUUAUUUUGCUAUUUUCGAGGACGUCAUCAUAAGAUUCGCCUGGGCAUUUAGCUUUUUGAUUAUUGAAAAUGGAUUCCUAACGCCACCUGUCAUGACAUUCAUAAUAUCUACGCUUGAAGUUUUCAGACGGUUUGUUUGGAAUUACUUCCGUUUGGAAAACGAGCACUUAAACAACUGUGGUAACUUCCGAGCUGUUCGUGAUAUUUCCGUGGCACCGCUGGACACGUCCGAUCAAGCUGUAAUGGUGCGCAUGAUGGACGAAAGUGAUGGGGUUGUGCAUAGAAGGAAGAAGAGACCUGUUAAGAAGAAGGAUGAAACCACCCUUUACUUACUGCAGGAAGAAGCGCCGCAGUCGACGUCCAGUCCUCCUCUCGGUUAAAACUAAAACUGAAUUAUUUACGGAAUUAUUUAAAAAAGUCUCUCAAUGUGGUUACCAGCAAUUUUCCUUUUCGAAUGUGUUUUGGCACAUUUUCCUACUGCCAAUGACUGCAUUGUAUAGAAGGAAACCUUGAUGGUACGCAAAAGCAUUUCUCGACAAGUAUGUAAUGGCUCGAAUGUGCGACGUUUUUAGAAUAAUUAUAGGAUUUCAUUGGUAUGUGAUAAUUGAAACUUCAAGCAUGAUACUGGUUUUAGAAUUUAGUGUUUGUUUUUUUUUCAAGAAAGCGCAGCCAGCAUUUAAUGUUUUUACCAUUUAACUUCAUUACAUGUACCAAUCAUUGCGUAUAAGUCUUAAUAGUGAGGGACCAUUUUGGGAACCUGAGUAAACUUUGUGUUGUGAAAGUCGGGAACGAGAAUCUGUCCUUUCGUUUCUAGAAUUAUUUGAAAUGUCAGUGUUUGAAUUGAAAAAAUAACUCAAUAAAUCACGCAAUUCA